AUGUUACGUGUUAUAGUGUUCCAUAUUACCUUACUCACUUGUACACUUCAAGCUGCAAAACAACCAACACUUCGAAAUAAACUAAUCAAAAUCGAGAAAAUUAUUCCUGACUAUAAAAUAAAGGCAAGUACAUACGCCAAUGAAGUGAAAACUAUGACACAACAACUAGUACAAAUGACAGAUACAAUCAAUCGGAAACUGGCAUUUGAAAAUAAAACAAUUAACGAAUAUGUUGCCUGUGAAAAAGAUGAAUUUGCAUCUAUUAUUAAAAGAUAUGCUUAUGAAGAUAUUGUCAACUUCUUAAAAGCUGAGAAGAUGUCAUACCAGUCAUUUGUCAGUAAUUACUCAAGUAUCAUAGAAUGCUUUGAAAAUCAAGCACGAAUCACCAGAGAUUUGCAUGAACCAUACAACUUGAUGAAACGGAUGUCUACGAAAGUAGAAUGGCUUAACAUUUAUACAUGUCUUAAACAAAUUAAAAAAUUAUUUCCUCUCCACAGUGGUUUAUUCAGAAUCAUCGUGCAGAAUGCUUUGAGACGUGUGUAA
This is a messenger RNA of Schistosoma turkestanicum, 543 nucleotides long. The record is from the annotation of a GenBank genome assembly. NCBI's taxonomy places the organism in Eukaryota, Metazoa, Platyhelminthes, Trematoda, Strigeidida, Schistosomatidae.